Apis cerana (Asiatic honeybee) is the source of this 5623-nucleotide messenger RNA. It is a transcript of the gene IntS3, whose product is annotated as integrator complex subunit 3. Gene Ontology annotation, cellular component: cytoplasm. NCBI's taxonomy places the organism in Eukaryota, Metazoa, Arthropoda, Insecta, Hymenoptera, Apidae. The record is from RefSeq and is a predicted model, not a curated record.
CGCAUCGGAACAGUUCAGGGAGUCGGGGAGGUCCGUGGUAAGGAAUAAACAGAGUGAAGAGACCGCGCGAGAGACGAAGAGUGGGGAAGGAGAAAGAGAGAGAAAGAUAGAGAACGAACAGGCAGUGAGACGAUCACGAUGCACGGAGGCGAGCACAAGCGGCCAGGGGCACAGGGCUGAGGGCUGAGGGCUCGACAGGGCCUGGAAUAACGUUCACGGGACGGCCGUGGGCCAGUCAGCAGCUAUGGAACAAACGAAAACUCCCGCGUCCCGAUUACUCAGCACGAGUUGUAUAGAGAAUAAGGACGACUUAGAAGAGAAAUUUGAAAAAUGUUAUACGGUGCUCCAAAAUUUGACUGCAGGAUUAUCUGAAAAAGAAGCCCAUGAUACAUUAAAUAAUGCUGUGUGUAAGGAUAAAACACACGAAGAAGUUUCAUUGGGGUUGUUAGUAGUUAUUUUAACAGAUCCUCAAAGUGCAGCCAAAAGUUAUAGAGACUUAACAUUAAUUACAAGAGAUGGUCUUGCAAUUGUGUUAGUACAUCUUAAUCAAUUAGUACUUGAAAGAUAUUUACGAUUAAAUGAUGUAACCAGAAAUCAAUUAUUAUGGUUAUUAAGAGAGAUGAUAAGAACCAGUGUAGCUAGUGUGGAUAAUCUUUGUUUAAGUUUAUUAAGGCAUGCAGCUGGUGGUGAUAUUUCACCACGAAAUUUGUUCUUAGUUGAUGCACUUUUAGACAUUUUUCAAGAAAAUCGACCUUGGCUAGAUAAAUUUCCAUUUUUAGUAGCAUCCAUUGUUUAUACCUACUUACGAUUAAUAGAAGAUCAUAAUGCACCUCAUUUAUCUGGUUUACGUCAAAAAGAAGUUACCUUUACUGUAUCUUUAAUAAGAGAACGUAUGGUUGAUUGUUUGGUUAUUGGAAGGGAUUUGGUGCGCCUAUUACAAAAUGUGGCACGAAUACCUGAAUUUGAAGCACUUUGGAAAGAUAUGCUUCUUAAUCCAAAAUCUCUUUGUCCAAAUUUCAAUGGUGUCCUUCAACUUUUACAAACUAGAACUUCUAGAAGGUUUCUACAAUCUAGACUUACACCAGAUAUGGAAAGAAAAUUAGUAUUUUUAACCAGUCAAGUGCGUUUCGGUAAUCAUAAACGAUAUCAAGAUUGGUUUCAACGGCAGUACCUGGCUACACCAGAAUCACAGUCUUUGAGAUGUGAUCUUAUACGAUUUAUUGUUGGUGUUAUCCAUCCAACAAAUGAGUUGUUGUGUUCAGAUAUUAUACCUCGAUGGGCAGUAAUAGGAUGGUUAUUUACGACUUGUACAUCAACCGUAGCUGCAAGUAAUGCUAAAUUAGCUUUAUUUUAUGAUUGGUUAUUUUUUGAACCUGAGAAGGAUAAUAUUAUGAAUAUUGAACCUGCAAUUCUUGUCAUGCACAAUUCUAUGAGAUCCCAUCCACCAGUCACUGCCACAUUAUUAGACUUUUUAUGCAGGAUAAUACCUAAUUUUUAUCCACCUUUGACAGAGAAAGUAAGAAAUGGAAUCUUUUCAUCUCUAAGACAAAUUUUAGAGAAACGAGUUUUGCCAAGUCUUUAUCCAUUAUUCGACAGUCCUAAGUUAGAUCGUGAAUUGAGGAGUAAAAUAAGAGAAACAUUCAAAGAAUUUUGUUUACCACCUAAUGCAGAUCCUGCAGGAAAUAAGGUUCCUGUCUAUUCAGGUAAAAUGGAGGAACUAAAUAAGGAUCUUGCACCAGGAGCUACACUAGAAAAUGCAGUAAAUACAUCAGUUGAAAAUAAUCAUAUAAAUCAAGAUCCUGAACCAGCUUUUAGUGAUGAAGAAGAAGAAAUGCCAUUAAGGAUAGUGAAUAAAGUUGAAGAAGAAGAUGAAGAAGAUGUUCCAUUAGCUAAUGUGAAAUUGAAAAAUGAACAAAAAAAUGCAAAUUGUGUUGUGAAGAAAGAAGAUAUUACAUCUCAAUUAAAUUUAAUUUUAGAACCAGAAGAGUUAAGGACUGCUAUUGAAAGUUUGCAUAGUGAAACAGACAAUGAAGUGAGGUGUCAAACAAUGGAAAGGAUAGUACAAAUGGUUGUAGAAGAUGAAAUAGAUGCAGAAACUAUACCAGCAUUGGCUUCUUGCAUAUCAACUAUUUUAUCCUCACAAAUUACAUCUCAAAUAUUUCCAUCAGAUAAUUUGAAUGAAGAAGCCUUGACUGAUAGUAUAAGCACACCAUUAUUUGUUAUGUUUCGAAAUCAGUUUCAAUUGUGUAAAGAAGAAGACAAUAGGCGGAAACUUUUAGCCCGAGUACUUGCAGAGAUGCAGAACAUUCAACCAAGGAUAGGUUACUUAUUACUUUAUUUUUUGAAAGUUUGGGGUAGAGGAGAAGAAAAACGAGAAGGUGAACAAAGUAAUGUAUUAAAUGAUGUUAAAGCAUCAGUAUAUAAAGAUUUUUGUGCUCAUAGAGAGAAAAAGUUAGAUGCGUGUUUAGUAUCAGAUUUGAAGCUCUGUCACGAAGACAACAUAUUUAUGCUAUGUUACCUUGUGCCUGAUGUAUACAUGGGAUUUCAAAAUGUAACUCUUGGAAAUAUUCAAUUAUUGCAUUUGGUCGUUUCGACUGUUGAUGCAUGCCAAUUACAAGAAUUAGUUUGUCAAAUAAUGCAAGGACAUUUGAAAAUGUUAAAAAAGGAAUCAUUUACAUCACUUUUGACAGCAAGUUUAAAUUGGGAAACCUUUGAACAAUAUUGUUUUUGGCAACUUAUUUUUGCCCAUGAUUUUCCAAUUGAAUAUGUAUUGCCUGUUUUACCUAAAUUACAAUUUCGAGAUCACGCAGAAGCACUAACAUCAAUAUUAUUUAUGCUUAAACAAGAAAAGCCAACGUUAGAACUUCUGCGACAAUUGCUUGCACGACAAAAUGUGGAUGGAGAUAUGUUUGUCGUAGCAGCAUUACGUUACUGGUGUCGUGAUUAUGAGGAAAAACUCGGAGAAUUACUUGCAAAUCUUCUGAGUACUCGUUAUCCUGCUACGAGUCCAAAUAAACGGAAACGAUCUGGCGCUAAACAUAAUCAACAGCCUGGUCCACCCACUGGUGAACAAGUUCUUGGUCAUUUAGAUCAAUUACGACAACAUUGUAUGUCUUCUGCUGAAUUGCAGCUUUAUCAUUCCGAAGGAAUGCAAAGGGCUUUGCAACAAGCACAAGCAGCUAGUAGUGAUUCUUUAAGAAAAAGUUAUGGAGAUUUAUUUGCUCUCGCAGAAGUUAAUGAAGAGAAUGAACCUCCUCCACCUCCACCAACAAGCUCAGCACGAAAACAUACAGCAGCAGCAACUGGAGGUGGUGGAGGUGCUGGUGGUAAAGGAGGUCAUAGAAAAACUGGUGCUAAUACGAGGGAGAGGUCUAGUUCAAAAAGGCCACUUCCUCGAUAUCAUUUGGAUAGUACAUCUAGCAGUGAGGAAGAAGAAAUUGUGAAUGUAAAACAAGCAAAAAAAAGAAAAAAAAUUAAUCCAGUGGGCUCCGAUAGCGACUGACCACCCAGUGUCUUCAAAUGUCACAUGGACCACGUUAUGUGUGUGCAGCAAGCUAAACUAGCCUUAAGAAUAGUAAGAUAAUAUAGUAUACGUAAUAGAUCUAGCGCGACUUGUACAUAUAGUAUAUGUCAAUAGUGAAUGCGAAAUAAUGCUGAUCUUACACAUAUUUCGCAAACGCUAUGUAACAACUGUUGCCAGAUUCUGUAAUUUCAUUAAUUUCAUUAUUUGUAUCAAACACAUUCUAAUGAAAGAUAUAUUUACUAGAAUGUAUGUGAUAUUUAAUGAGAAGAAAAUUUAUAAAUACUGGUUAUAGCUUUUCUAGGUAAAUACAUAUGACAGAUUAACUUGUCAUGACAGAUCGAUAUUCUGGAUUCUGUUUUGGGUAAGAAAAAUUUUAUCAUGUAUCUGUCAGAUAAAGUUACCGAGAGGCACAAAACUAGUCAUAAAUUAGAUAUACUCUUAAAUUCAGAAAAAUAUGAAUUUAAGAAUUGGAAAUUGAAUCUGGCAAUAUUGCUAGAAAUAAAGUGAUACGAAAUAUCUUUUUUUGUAAUCACUUUAUUUCUAAAGAAAGAAAAAAAUGAAGAUCUGUCAUCCAUAUCCAAUUUUGUGGUUGGCAUCAAAAAAUGCGGGCACAAUUGUGCUUAGUGUUAUUAAUAAUUUGUUUAUUAAUUUUGCGAUUAGUAUAAUUGACCCUAUUGUCCAAAUUUAUUUCUUUUUCUUCUUCAUUAUAUGAUAAUUAUAAGACUCGCGUCUCACAAAAUAGUUAACAAAGAAAAAAUGGUUACUUUUGUUGCCAUAAAUUGUGAACGCAAUUUAUAUAAAUCGUUGAUAGCUUUUUAUUUAGAAUUAAGGACCUUCUGCAGGAGAACAAGGAUGUAUUAAGAAUUCCUCGUUCCAGCACGAAGCGUACAGUUUUACGACCAAAUGUAUUUUACGUCUGCGCUUAGUAAGCAUAAUCAUUCUCAAGACGCAACAAUUUUUAUAUUUUACACGAUGCAAGGUCUAUUCUUUUAAUAGUUUUGUUUCUAAAACAAUGACUAAUGUCAUUAAUCUUUUUAUGUUUCUAUUCAAAUAUUCGAAUUUAAUUAACCAAAAGAAAAAAAAGAAAAAAUACAAGAAAAAUGUAUUUUUUUCAUCAUAAUAUUUAUAAUGUAUUUACAAGGACUGUAUGUUCUUAAUAUGCAAUGUUUAUUCUUUAUAAAUCUGUCCUUUAGUAUUUUUAUAAAAUAAAUUUACUACUUUAUAUUAGAUAUGAUUGGUAUUGUUUCAGAAAUGGAUAUUAUUUAAAUAAUAAAAUAAAGGAACAUCUUCCAUCGUGUAUAAAACGAAGCGUCAUGUACACUUAAGUCUUAGAAGAAUGUAAGCGUGAAAUAUCACCGUUCACCUCUGUACAUUUCCUGUAAAAUCGGUUACUUGUAUAAGUAACUGUGUUAUGUAUUUUCUAAUUGUACAUACCAGAGAGAACGGAAUUUGUAUGUUAUGCAUGAAUGUUCGAGUAUAUAAAUAUGUACGAGAAUUUUUCAAAAUUCUAAUUUUUUUUUCAUGAGGAGUGUUUGUAUUUCCGAUUUUAUCGAAAACGAUUCAUAAUUCAUUACGAACAGAAAGAAAAAUAAGACGAAUAUCUCAGCCAGUACGAAUGUUUUUUUAGUUAUAUGCGUACAUUGUACGUACUAGCCAUUUUUAAUGGUGUAUAAGGUGUGAUAGUUGAUAUUGUUAUUAGGUUUUUUCUACUUGUAUAUAAACUGUGACGUUAUAUGAAAAAAUAUUUAAAAUCGAUGACUGAAUGAAUGCAAAAGAAAGAAUAUAUGAAGAAUGAAAGGAUAUAGUACGAGAGGAAGAGAAAGAGAGGCAAACACAGACACAUAAAUAAAACAAAAAAAAAAAAAAAUUAAAAAAUAAGAAAAAUUGCAAAAUUAACAAUGCGCGGGGCAAUACGGAAAAUAAAUAUGUAAACAUUUAAUGUUUUUAACGAUCUUGUACACACGGAUACACAUGUAAAUAUAUGAAUAUAUUAUCGUAACGCGAGCAUAAACAUUUAAUGUUUUUAACGAUCUUGUACACACAGAUACACGUAAAUGUAAAUACAUCGAAAAAUUACCGGAAGUAAACCUGUGAUUCCUA